AUGCUUUCCCGCUCUGCUAUUAGAACAGCUGCAAGAUCUGUUGUUGCUACCAACGCUGCUCGUGCUCUCAACCGUGUGGCUCGUCCAGCCAUGAUGGUUGCCGGCCGUCGUUUCGCCUCUGCUAAGGCUCAACCAACUGAGGUUUCCUCCAUCUUGGAGAGCAGAAUCAGAGGUGUCUCUGAGGAGGCUAACUUGGAUGAGACCGGAAGAGUCUUGUCUGUUGGUGAUGGUAUUGCUCGUGUCUACGGUUUGAACAACUGUCAAGCUGAAGAGUUGGUUGAGUUCUCCUCCGGUGUUAAGGGUAUGGCUCUUAACUUGGAGCCAGGUCAAGUUGGUAUCGUCUUGUUCGGUUCCGACAGAUUGGUCAAGGAGGGUUCCACCGUCAAGAGAACUGGUAAGAUUGUUGAUGUUCCAGUUGGUCCAGAGAUGUUGGGUCGUGUUGUUGACGCUUUGGGUAACCCAAUCGAUGGUAAGGGUCCAAUCAAGGCUGAGAAGCACUCCAGAGCUCAAGUUAAGGCUCCAGGUAUUCUUCCAAGAAGAUCUGUCCACGAGCCAGUUCAAACUGGUUUGAAGUCUGUCGAUGCCCUUGUCCCAAUUGGUAGAGGUCAAAGAGAGUUGAUUAUCGGUGACAGACAAACCGGUAAGACUGCCGUUGCUAUUGACACCAUCUUGAACCAAAAGAGAUGGAACAACGGUACUGACGAGUCCAAGAAGUUGUACUGUGUCUACGUUGCUGUUGGUCAAAAGAGAUCCACCGUUGCUCAAUUGGUUCAAACCUUGGAGGAGCACGAUGCCUUGAAGUACUCUGUUAUUGUUGCUGCCACUGCUUCUGAGGCUGCUCCAUUGCAAUACUUGGCUCCUUUCACUGCUUCCGCUAUUGGUGAGUGGUUCCGUGACAACGGUAAGCACGCUUUGAUCAUCUUUGAUGAUUUGUCCAAGCAAGCUGUUGCCUACCGUCAAUUGUCUUUGUUGUUGAGACGUCCACCAGGUCGUGAGGCUUACCCAGGUGAUGUUUUCUACUUGCACUCCAGAUUGCUUGAGAGAGCUGCUAAGAUGAACGACACCCUCGGUGGUGGUUCCUUGACCGCUUUGCCAGUCAUUGAGACCCAAGGUGGUGAUGUCUCUGCUUAUAUUCCAACCAACGUUAUUUCCAUUACCGAUGGUCAAAUCUUCUUGGAGGCUGAAUUGUUCUACAAGGGUAUCAGACCAGCUAUCAACGUCGGUUUGUCCGUCUCCCGUGUCGGUUCCGCUGCUCAAGUUAAGGCCAUGAAGCAAGUUGCUGGUUCCUUGAAGUUGUUCUUGGCCCAAUACAGAGAAGUUGCUGCUUUCGCCCAAUUCGGUUCUGAUUUGGAUGCUUCCACCAAGCAAACCUUGGCUAGAGGUGAGCGUUUGACUCAAUUGUUGAAGCAAAAGCAAUACCACCCAUUGGCUGCUGAGGAGCAAGUCCCAUUGAUUUUCGCUGGUGUCAACGGUUUCUUGGAUAGCAUUCCAUUGGAGAAGAUUGAGGAGUUUGAGACUGCUUUCUUGUCCUCCUUGAAGGCCAACAACGCCGACAUCUUGGAUGCCAUCAGAGAGAAGGGUCAAUUGUCCGACGACUUGUUGGCUAAGUUGAGAACUGCUACUGAGCAAUUUGCUGCUACUUUCUAA
This is a messenger RNA of Williopsis jadinii, 1647 nucleotides long. It is a transcript of the gene ATP1, whose product is annotated as F1F0 ATP synthase subunit alpha. Gene Ontology annotation, molecular function: proton-transporting ATP synthase activity, rotational mechanism; ATP binding; ADP binding. The transcript is spliced from 3 exons. Lineage: Eukaryota; Fungi; Ascomycota; Saccharomycetes; Phaffomycetales; Wickerhamomycetaceae. The record is from RefSeq and is a predicted model, not a curated record. Gene Ontology annotation, biological process: proton transmembrane transport; proton motive force-driven ATP synthesis. The coding region runs from base 1 to 1647 and encodes 548 amino acids.